Penicillium griseofulvum is the source of this 1455-nucleotide messenger RNA. Its product is annotated as microfibrillar-associated 1 family protein. The coding region runs from base 1 to 1455 and encodes 484 amino acids. The record is from RefSeq and is a predicted model, not a curated record. Gene Ontology annotation, biological process: mRNA splicing, via spliceosome. Gene Ontology annotation, molecular function: RNA binding. Lineage: Eukaryota; Fungi; Ascomycota; Eurotiomycetes; Eurotiales; Aspergillaceae. Gene Ontology annotation, cellular component: U2-type spliceosomal complex. The transcript has a single exon.
AUGCCUCCUCCAUUCCCCUCGUCCCACCGGGGAAUGACCAAAAACCCUCUCAGACCUACUCGCUACCGCCCUGGAAAGCCUGUCGCAGAGGAGCACUCUUCUGAAGAGGAGGAGGAAGAGGAAGAAGAUGCCGAAGCUGAACGGGAGGCGCGACGAGAAGAAGAGCGGCGCAGACGAGCCGAGGUUUUGCGCCGAGCAAAAGGGCCCAAAGCAAGCUCAUUUCCAGCCUCUGCAGUAGCGCCUCAAAAGGCCGAAGAGGAAGAUGACGAGGAAGGGUUCGUCACCGAAGAUGAAGAUGACAAGCCCGCACCUGCACCCGCGCCAAAAGCAGUUCCGCAUCCUACAGCCGACGAUACAAAACCUACUAUGCCCACACCCGCCGCUAAAAGCGCUAAAGAAGAAGAGUCAGAUGAAGAAGAGUCAGAUGAAGAAGAAAGCUCCGAAGAAGAGAGCAGUUCCGAAGACGAAGCACCCCGGCGCAUGCUCAUACGACCAACAUUCAUCAAAAAAGACAAACGCAACGCAGCCGCACAAGCCGGCCAAACAAAUGCACAAUCCGAGGCAGAUCGAGCAGCCGAAGCUGAAGCCCAGCGCGCCGCCCAACGCCAAGAAAAAGCAGACCAACUAAUCCGCGACCAACUCGAGAAAGAAGCUAUAGCGCGCUCAAGCGCGAAUCGCGCCUGGGACGAUGACGAGCUCAUCGAAGCCGAAGACGAAGAAGCCAUUGACGACACAGACGGUCUAGACCCUGAAGCCGAGCGGGCAGCAUGGACACUCCGGGAGUUGAAGCGGGUGCAGCGCGCGCGGGAAGCGAUUGAAGCGAGCGAGAAAGAGCGCGAAGAGAUCGAGCGUCGCCGGAACCUUACAGCUGAGGAGCGGGAGCGGGAAGACAGCGAGUUCAUUGCGAAGCAGAAGGAGGAUCGUGAGGCUACGCGUGGACAGACUGGCUUUAUGCAGCGGUAUUUCCACAAGGGUGCAUUCUUCCGUGGGGAUCUUGAGGCGGAGGGUCUGGAUCGUCGGGAGCUUAUGGGUGCACGCUUUGAGGACGAUGUCAAUCGUGAUACGUUGCCGGAGUACAUGCAGGUGCGCGAUAUGACGAAGCUUGGAAAGAAGGGUCGUACGCGCUACAGGGAUCUUAAGUCUGAGGAUACGGGGCGGUUUGGGGAUGGGUUGGAGCAUAGGAAGAGGAGGGAAGGGGCUCCGCUGGGUGUUACGGAUGAACGGUUUAUGCCCGAUCAUCGUCGUAGUGGUGAUGAUGGGGAUCGUGGACCGACUGGUGCUAAUGCUAGUGUUGUUAGACCUCGGCGUAGGUCGAGGUCACGUUCACCCAGGCGUGAUCGUCGAGAUGAUCGAGACUCGGGUCGGGUUGAGCGCAGUCGGUCUAGGGAGAGACGGAAGCGGAGUCCGUCGCCCUAUGAUGAUCGGGACAAACGUCGGCGGGUGGACAGUUCGUAA